CACACUUCUUGAAAGUCACCUUACCUGUUUUAUUGCACCUGUAGAGGAGGAGUCUCUCUGAUCUGAGUUUAACUGAUAAAAGUAUUCAGAGUUCAGACUCCAUGUUGGUGGACGGAGCAGCAGAGACCAGAUUCAAAGGUCGGUGUUUCUGGUUCAUGUCUCUGAAUGACUGAAGUCCAGAAGAUGGAGGAUUGUGUGGAGGAAGAGGAGGAGAGACCAGAGUCUCCAGGAUCCAUCAGUGUCUCUAUGAAGAGUGACCUGUCUAAAGAUUUACCUCUACACUUCAGUGAAGAACCUGGACCUUCAGACACAAAAGGUUGGUACCGCAAUCAGAGACCAGAGUCUCCAGGAUCCAGCUGUCUGUCUCUGAAGAGUGACCGGUCCAUGCACCAACCUUUACAGUUCAGUAGCUCAAGAGGUUGGUACCGCAAUCAGAGACCAGAGUCUCCAGGAUCCAGCUGUCUGUCUCUGAAGAGUGACCGGUCCAUGCACCAACGUUUACAGUUCAGUAGCACAAGAGGUUGGUACCGCAAUCAGAGACCAGAGUCUCCAGGAUCCAGCUGUCUGUCUCUGAAGAGUGACCGGUCCAUGCACCAACCUUUACAGUUCAGUAGCACAAGAGGUUGGUACCGCAAUCAGAGACCAGAGUCUCCAGGAUCCAGCUGUCUGUCUCUGAAGAGUGACCGGUCCAUGCACCAACCUUUACAGUUCAGUAGCUCAAGAGGUUGGUACCGCAAUCAGAGACCAGAGUCUCCAGGAUCCAGCUGUCUGUCUCUGAAGAGUGACCGGUCCAUGCACCAACGUUUACAGUUCAGUAGCUCAAGAGGUUGGUACCGCAAUCAGAGACCAGAGUCUCCAGGAUCCAGCUGUCUGUCUCUGAAGAGUGACCGGUCCAUGCACCAACCUUUACAGUUCAGUAGCUCAAGAGGUCGGUACUGCAGUCAGAGACCAGAGUCUCCAGGAUCCAUCUGUCUGUCUCUGAAGAGUGACCGGUCUAAAGAUCUUCCUCUACACUUCAGUAAAGAACCUGGACCUUCAGACACAAAACGGAGCUCAGACCAGUCGACUUCAUUGGAAAAUCUGGGACAUGGAAUAAGAUCCAGAGCAAGCUCUCCACAAGCAGAUGCUGGUCUGCAGCAGGUCCUAGAUGAACAUAAGACCAGUCUGAGGAGCAGAUGUGAACAUGUGACUGAAGGAACUGAUGAAACAGGAAGUAGAACCCUCCUCAACAGGAUCUACACGGAGCUCUUCAUCACAGAGGGACUGAGUGAAGAGGUUGAUACCCAACAUGAGGUGAUGCAGCUGGAGACAGCUUCCAGGAUGAAGAGCCACCAUGACGCUCCAAUCAGGUGCCAGGACAUCUUUAAAGCCUUACCUGACCUACGUGGAGCCAUCAGAGUGGUUCUGACCAACGGCGUCGCUGGUGCUGGGAAAACCUUCUCGGUUCAGAAGUUCUCUCUGGACUGGGCCGAGGGCUCGGGGAACCAAGACGUCACCAUGGUGAUUCUGCUCUCGUUCAGGGAGCUGCACCUGAUCGGAGAUGAGCAGCUCAGUCUUCUCAGGCUGAUCAAGGACUUCCAUCCAUCGUUCCAGAAGCUCACAGCAGAGCAGCUGGCUGCCGGGAAACCCUUGUUCAUCUUUGACGGCCUGGAUGAAAGCAGACGUUCCCUGGACUUCAACAACGGUCCGGUGGUGUCUGACGUCACACAGAGCUCAUCGGUCAACGUGCUGCUGACCAACCUCAUCCAGGGGAACCUGCUUCCCUCAGCUCUCAUCUGGAUCACUUCCAGACCUGCAGCAGCCAAUCAGAUCCCUCACAAACACGUGGACAGGGUGACAGAAGUACGAGGCUUCACCGACGGCCAGAAGGAGGAAUACUUCAGGAGGAGGUUCAGGGAUGAAGAGCGGUCCAGCAGCAUCGUCUCCCACAUGAAGACAUCCAGAACCCUCCACAUCAUGUGUCAACUCCCGGUCUUCUGCUGGAUCACUGCUACAGUUCUGGACCACAUGUUGACCACAGAGCAGAGAGGAGAGCUGCCCAAGACCCUGACUGACAUGUUCUCCCACUUCCUGCUGGUCCAGACCAAGAGGAAGAAGAACAAGUACCAGGAGGGACAUGAGACGAGUCCACAGGAGCUGACGGAGGCUGACAGGGACCUUCUCCUGAAGCUGGGGAGGCUGGCGUUUGAACAUCUGGAGAAAGGAAACAUCAUGUUCUACCAAGAAGACCUGGAGCAGUGUGGUCUGGAUGUCCCAGAGGCCUCGGUGUACUCAGGAGUUUGUACCCAGAUCUUCAGGAGAGAGUGUGAGGUCUUCCAGAAACCCGUCUACUGCUUUGUUCAUCUGAGCAUCCAGGAGUUCCUGGCUGCAGUCUACCUGCUCCACUGUUGGUCCACCAGGAACAUAGAUGUGCUGAAGAACUUCCUGGGAAAAGAUUCAGAUGAAUCCAUGGAUGACUUCCUGCGAGGAUUCUACACAUACUCAUCUCUGGAUGACUUCCUGAAGAGAGUCAUGUGGAAAUCCCUGUACAGUAAAAAUGGCCACCUGGACCUGUUUGUCCGCUUCCUUCAUGGUCUUUGUGUGGAGUCCAACCAGAGACUGUUGGGAGGUCUGCUGGACCAGACGGAGAACGAUCCAGGAACCAUCCAGAGAAUCAUCAACAACCUGAAGAAGAUGAACACUGGCAUUAUCUCUCCUGACAGAAGCAUCAACAUCUUCCAGUGUCUGGUGGAGAUGAACGACCUCUCAGUUCAUCAGCAGAUCCAAGAGUUCCUGAAGUCAGAGAACAGAUCAGGGCAGGAACUCUCUGAGAUCCAGUGUUCAGCUCUGGCCUACAUGCUGCAGAUGUCAGAGGUUCUGGAUGAGUUGGACCUGAGCAAGUACAAGACAACACCAGGGGGGCGACUGAGACUGAUUCCAGCUGUGAGGAACUGCAGAAAGGCUCGAUUUGUUGGUUAUGAUCUCUCAGAGACUCACUGUGAAGUUGUUGCGUCCGCUCUGAAGUCCAACCCCUCCCAUCUGACACAACUGGACCUGAGUAAGAACUGGUCCCUGGGGGAUUCAGGAGUGAAGGUUCUGUGUGGUGGACUGGAGAGUCCAAACUGUAGACUGGAGACUCUGAG
Cololabis saira (Pacific saury) is the source of this 3122-nucleotide messenger RNA. RefSeq names its product protein NLRC3-like. NCBI's taxonomy places the organism in Eukaryota, Metazoa, Chordata, Actinopteri, Beloniformes, Belonidae. The annotation marks the transcript as partial. The transcript has 12 exons. The record is from RefSeq and is a predicted model, not a curated record.